Messenger RNA from Penicillium concentricum, 228 nucleotides. RefSeq lists its product as uncharacterized. The transcript has a single exon. The coding region runs from base 1 to 228 and encodes 75 amino acids. The record is from RefSeq and is a predicted model, not a curated record. NCBI's taxonomy places the organism in Eukaryota, Fungi, Ascomycota, Eurotiomycetes, Eurotiales, Aspergillaceae.
AUGCUCUGGAUGAAUGAUGUGACACCCUCGCUGGUGUGCAUUAUCAUGGACUCAUACGAGAAUGAGUUCAAGAUGGAAUCGAAGGAGUCGGAGGUCCCGGAUGAGACCAAGGUAGUGGAGGAAGGGUGGGAGGAGAUGAAGGUAGGGGAGGAGGAUAAAAGUGAGGAUGAUGAGGAAGAUAAGGAGGUGGUAUGGGAAGUUGUUGACAAAGUCAUCGCGGUGGAAUAG